AUGGCGCCUACAAAGAUGUCCUUGCGGACCGAUGAGGAGCGUGGCAAGAAGGACGAUGAUCACCGAGUUUCCGAUCAAACGCGCUUUCGCCCCCUUCGACGCUCAAGUAUACCUCGUCUCCGGCGGGUAAUAGUAGUGCUCAUUGCUCUUUUCCUUGUGUACGAGUUUUUCAAGCACAUGCCCACGGGCUUGACUCCCGCCGCAGAACGAUACAAUCCCAAGAUCGCGGCGCUUAAACACCAAAAUCCUAGGCCGCCUCCAGGAUCGGUGCAGUCUCCUACAGCGCCAAAGGUUCAGGUUCCACCAAAGGCAGAGAUAAACCAUAAGGAAUCCGAUGAGCAGCCCCUAUACGAUGGGAAGAUCCAUUUCUACGAGUUGGCCCAGUCGCUCCCUCGCAAACAACGCCCGGCAACACUGGCUAGCGAGGCGGUGAUGUUUGCUGCAGCAAGCCUUCAUAGUGUUUCAGAUAUGCUGCCCUUGGCCUGUGGAAUGGCUGUGAAGCGGCUCAAUCAUGUGCAUUUUGUCUUGAUGGGGAAAGAGGACGUGUCCAUUGAGGGCAUUAAACAAGUGAACGGGAUCCGCGACCCCGAAUGCCCAAUAACUUGGCAUGAUAGCCGACCGGACCGCGCAUCCGAAUCUACUCCUGCCCGCCUGGAGCAGUCGGUUGCAGGUGGUUUUGAGGUCCUUCAGGCGUUCAUCGGCCCAGAGGUCAUAAUCACGCAGGGUCUGAACUGGGAAGAACCCUUCUUCUGGAAUGGGGUUGAAGGACAUAAAAGGGCGUCGGGUACUCCUCAUAUUGUGCUUCCUGCUCCCUCGAUCAAUCUUAUGUGGAUGGCGCACAUUGAUAGCACCGCCCUUCAAGUCUGGAACGAUGUCCGCGUCGACAUGGUGGUCCAUGCAUCCGAAUACUCAAGCUCCCUCAUUCGACUAAUUCGAUCAUUGGAUGGCGCCGAUUAUCUGGGUACGAAGCCCAGCUUGACUAUCGAGCUACCUCCCUGGGUCGACGCAAAUUUACUGGGUAGCUUGCAAAGUUUGAAUGGCUUGUCUCAACUGAAAGGGCGCAUCACCUUGCGGCGACGCAUUCAGCCCCAUUACAUGGGCCCGGUCGAGUCUUCUCUUCGCACCGUGGAAAGCUUCUACCCGUUAAACCCGAAACUGUCGCACUUACUCAUGUUGUCUCCCCAGACGGAGCUGGCGCCGUCAUUCUACCACUACCUCAAGUACAGUAUUCUAUUUUACAAGCAGUCUGCUCGUGCGCAGCAGGAGGGAUCCGAGCUCUUGGGAAUUUCUCUAGACCUGCCAUCUGCGAAGCCUACCUCCCAGAGUGAGGCUUUCGCUCCACCAGUACCGCAGUCUUCGGAUCAGACUCAAAACACCAAGCAAAAACACAUUCCGUCUUUCCUCUGGCAAGCGCCAAACAGCAAUGCGGCACUAUACUUUGGAGACAAAUGGGCCGAAUUCCACACGUUCGUUUCCAGUCGUUUGGCCGUCUCGGAGGCAGUGAUCAAUAUUCCCUCCCAGGACAAGCUCAUUUCUACUAAAUAUCCAGCUUUUAUGGAAUAUUUACUUGAGAUGAUGAGAGCCAAAGGAUACUAUAUGAUCUAUCCAUCGUUUCCAGGGCGGACGGCCUCACCUUUGGCCACCGUACAUACAGAUCUCUAUCAUCCUCCAGAGGAAUUCGCUCAUGAGCCAGGCCUCAAACAGUCCGACAGUAUUGAGGAGCUGUUGGCAGAGAAGCCAGUUGCCCGUGCGCAUACCAUCAUGCCUCUACUUGACACAUUUGAGCUGGGGCAUUCGUUCCUUGGGCGGAUUCCAUUGGUAUCUUAUGAUGCAGAGCGGUUGACAGAGGAAAUGCUUCAGCAGCGGACCGUGGAAUAUGCUAAGAACUUCCGGGUUCGAUACGGAGGUUGCUCACAAGAUGACUUGGUUGAGGAUCCCUCUGCGUAUCUAUUCUGUCGAAAAGAAUGA
Penicillium subrubescens is the source of this 1968-nucleotide messenger RNA. RefSeq lists its product as uncharacterized. The record is from RefSeq and is a predicted model, not a curated record. The transcript has 3 exons. Bases 1 to 1968 code for a protein of 655 amino acids. NCBI's taxonomy places the organism in Eukaryota, Fungi, Ascomycota, Eurotiomycetes, Eurotiales, Aspergillaceae.